Humulus lupulus (European hop) is the source of this 1599-nucleotide messenger RNA. RefSeq names its product MMS19 nucleotide excision repair protein homolog. The transcript has 10 exons. The record is from RefSeq and is a predicted model, not a curated record. Lineage: Eukaryota; Viridiplantae; Streptophyta; Magnoliopsida; Rosales; Cannabaceae. Gene Ontology annotation, cellular component: cytosolic [4Fe-4S] assembly targeting complex. The coding region runs from base 1 to 1599 and encodes 532 amino acids. Gene Ontology annotation, biological process: iron-sulfur cluster assembly.
AUGUCCUCAUCUUCAGGUAGCCUUCUUCUUGCGGAAGUUCUUGGAUGUCUUGCUUCAAAGCCACUAGGCAGUGCUAUCAUUCAUAGCUUAAUUGGAUUCUUCAUAGAUAGGCUGGCAGAUUGGAGAGCAUUACGUGGGGCUCUUGUUGGGUGCUUAGCAUUACUGAGGAGAAAAAGUGAUGUUGUCUCUACCAUUGAUGCAAAAGCAGUUGCUGAGGUGUACUUAAAGACCCUACAGGUGCAAUCUUUAGGUCAGCAUGACAGGAAGCUUUGUUUUCAGCUUCUGGAAUGCGUCUUAGAAUGCUAUCCCAAUGAGGUUACUUCCUUGGAUGAACUCCUUCUAUAUGGGAUCUGUGAAGCUAUUGAUGGAGAGAAGGAUCCUCAUUGCUUGUUGCUAGCAUUUGACAUCAUUCGUGCACUGAUUCGACUAUUUCCAAAUCCUAAUGGGCCGCUAGAAAAUUUUUCUAGAGAGCUUUUUGAAUCUUUGAGCAGUUACUUUUCCAUUCAUUUUACUCAUCCAAAAGGAGAGGACACUGAUGUCAAAAGAGAUGAUCUUGCAAGGGCUCUAAUGGUAGCUUUCUCAUCAACACCUCUUCUUGAGCCAUAUGUCAUUCCCUUGCUUCUUGAAAAACUUUCUUCUUCUCUGUCAUCAUCAAAGGUUGAUUCUUUAAAGUAUCUGAGCUAUUGCUCAUUGAAGUAUGGAGCAGACAGGAUGGCCAAACAUGCUGGAGCUAUUUGGAGUUCAAUUAAAAGUGAAAUGAGUACUUCAGUAAAAGAGCCUACUGAAGUUGUUACAUCAGAAUCAAUAAAUGGUCUUGGGUAUCAGGAAAAUGAAAUUGCAGCAGAAGCUUUAGUGCUUCUGGGAAAAGUUGUCUUGCAAAAUAACGAUUUAUAUUUACGUUUGAUUCUGGAUGAUGAAGACAUUAGUAGUAUUUUCAACAUCAUCACAAGUUGUAGGAGUUACAAUAAUAUCCCAUUGGAAGGUAAAGAAAGGCUUCAUGUUGUUGGUCGUAUCCUAUUUAUUACCUCAAGAACUUCCAUUGUUUCCUGUAAUAGAGUGCUUGAAACUUUUUUUCCCCGCUUGGUGGAGAUUCUGGAAAGAAAUUCAUCUUGGGAUCACUUCCUAAAUUUUGGAGCUCUAUAUCUCUGUGUGGAACUCCUUGCUGCGUGUAGAGAUUUGAUUGUAGACUCUGGAGAACUUGCUUCUAACUCUAUUUCAACUCACGAGGCAUGUUGUUGCAUCAUUCGAAACUGUUUUGAUUCACUAAUUCAUAUUCUCUGCUUUACCCUUGUUGCAACUGCUAAUGAAGCUGUUCAUGAUGUGGUUAUUUACUUUAUAGCAUUGUUUUGCAGUAUAGAGCUUGCAGAUGGUGACCUAGACUUUUCAACAGACCCAUGGCCUAGUAUUUCUAAAGGUGCCAAAGAUUUAGUAAGGAAAAUGCUUAUUCGAGAUCCCAAAAGGUGGACAUCUGCACAUGAUGUUUUGUGUGAGUUUUUGUCACUGACAUAUGAAAGAUCCUGUAUUCAAAAGUGGAUAGACAUACCUGGCAGUACCAGGGAUUGCGUGUCCUCGUCCAGUAACACGUCUACUCUACUCUAA